AUGAUCUCCUCCAGAGUCGCUUCUCGCACCGCCCGCCAGACGGCGAUGCGCUCCACGCGCCUGCCCUACCGCCAGCCUGUUCGCUUCCAGUCGACCGCCUCCUCCUCCUCCUCCUCCUCCUCUGGUGGCCCCUCCUCCAGCGGACACCUCGCAGCUGGUCUGGCCGGCGGUGUCAUUGGCGCUGGCGUCUUCUACUCCCUCUACACCUUCACCCCCGCCGGACGCACUGCUUCCACCAUCAACAAGACCGCCAAGGAGGCGAACAAGAAGUACAACGAGGCUGCGCAGAAACUGCAGGAGAAGACCCCCAACGCCGACCAGGCCGUCGACUCGAUCAAGCAGUUUGCAUACUCCUACGUUGCCUGGAUCCCUGGAGGUCGCGCCUACGUGGACACUGCCUUUAAUGACUGGGAAAAGGUCCGCCAGAACCACAAGGAAGAGGCGGACAAGCUUGUUAGCGAUGCGUACAAGCAGUUUCAGGAUAUUGCCAAGUCCGGGCUGAGCCUCGAGACGGCGUCCAAGGCCUAUGAGGUUCUGGCUGGCCUCGCUAAGAAGGUCGCCGACCUCUCGGGUGAUGCCUUUGCCGACAUCCUCGACAACCACCCCCAGGUCAAGGAGAAGCUCGGCAGCAAUGUCGACCAGCUUAAGCGCAUGGGUGAUGAGUAUGGGCCCGAGGCUAAGAAGCAGGUGGACGAGACAUGGAGGCAGCUCAAGGACAUUGUCGCUGGUGGCGUCAGUGUCAGCAGCCUCGACAAGGCACGCCAGUUGAUUGACGACAAGGUCAAGCAGGUGAAGAAACUGGGUGACGAGGCCUGGAACAAGGCCUACGAGCAGGCCAAGCCUACCCUGGACAAAAACCCCAAGGUCAAGGAGAUUAUCGAGAACAACGCCGAUGCGCUGAAGCAGGGCAACGCCAAGGAGCUCUUCGAGAAGGCCAAGUCAUCCAUUGACUCGGGCAACGUCGACGACCUCAAGAAAUACGUCGACAGUGCCGUCAGCAAGGCCAAGGACACAGCCUCGACGGGUUCUGGCGGUGGCGUCUGGGGCGAGGUGGGGAAGUACGUCAAGAUGAUUCCGCAGGCCGACGAGAUCUUCCCCAAGCUCAAGCAGCUCAGCGAGGUGGCCGAGAACCACAAGGAGGAGGGCGAGAAACUGUUGCGUGAGACGGCUGAGGACCUCAAGAAGCUUCUCGAGGAGAAGUCGAAGAAGGGCGAGGAGAUUGUCGAGAAGGCCAAGAAGGACGCCAAAUGA
This is a messenger RNA of Emericellopsis cladophorae, 1251 nucleotides long. RefSeq lists its product as uncharacterized. The coding region runs from base 1 to 1251 and encodes 416 amino acids. The record is from RefSeq and is a predicted model, not a curated record. The transcript has a single exon. NCBI's taxonomy places the organism in Eukaryota, Fungi, Ascomycota, Sordariomycetes, Hypocreales, Bionectriaceae.